Prunus dulcis (almond) is the source of this 1277-nucleotide messenger RNA. Its product is annotated as rust resistance kinase Lr10-like. The coding region runs from base 125 to 1207 and encodes 360 amino acids. Gene Ontology annotation, biological process: protein phosphorylation. Gene Ontology annotation, molecular function: ATP binding; protein kinase activity. The transcript is spliced from 4 exons. Lineage: Eukaryota; Viridiplantae; Streptophyta; Magnoliopsida; Rosales; Rosaceae. The record is from RefSeq and is a predicted model, not a curated record.
UCGUGGAGACGUGUACGUUGCUAGACAUCCAUGCUUUGCCUUCCAAUCCAUCCGGCGUAGAUGGGGGCCACUCAUUUGCUUGGGUUCAUUUUUUGCAGCAAGACUCAUUUUUGGGGUUCCAUGUAUGAUCGUGUUCGUAAUCUAUACAUGGCGAAGGCGACAUUUGUCAAUGUAUAGCGUCAUAGAAGAUUUUCUACGAAGUGAUAGCAACUUCUUGCCAAUAAGGUACUCUUACUCAGAAAUUAAGAAGAUGACUAAUAAAUUUAAGGACAAGCUGGGUGAAGGCGGCUAUGGCUCUGUAUUUAAAGGAAAGUUACGCAGCGGCCGUUUUGUAGCAAUUAAAGUUCUGGGCAAGCCCAAAGGUAAUGGGCAAGACUUCACAAGUGAGGUAGCUACCAUUGGAAGGAUUCAUCAUGCUAAUGUGGUGCAACUUAUUGGUUAUUGUGUUGAGGGAUCAAAUCGUGCUCUAGUAUUUGACUUCAUGCCUAAUAGCUCUCUUGAUAAAUAUAUUUAUUCCAAAGAAAAAAGCAUGCCCUUAAGUUGCAAGAAAAUGUACGAGAUUUCUCUCGGAGUGGCUCGAGGGAUUGAAUAUCUGCAUCAAGGUUGUGAAAUGCAAAUUCUGCAUUUUGAUAUCAAGCCUCAUAAUAUUCUUCUUGAUGAGAAUUUUAACCCAAAGAUUUCUGACUUCGGGCUUGCGAAAUUAUAUUCCGUAGAUGAUAGCAUUGUCUCUUUGACGGCAGCAAGGGGAACAAUGGGCUAUAUUGCUCCUGAGUUGUUCUACAAAAAUAUUGGAGGUGUUUCGUACAAAGCUGAUGUCUACAGUUUUGGAAUGUUGCUCAUGGAAAUGGCAAGCAGAAGGAAGAAUUUCAAUUCAAUGGUAGAGCGUUCAAGCCAAACUUACUUCCCGUCAUGGGCGUACGACCAAUAUAACAAGGGAAAUGACUUGGAGAUGGGAGAUUUUAAUGAGGAGGAAAAGAAAAUCAUAAAAAAGAUGGUUAUAACUGCAUUGUGGUGCAUUCAAAUGAAGCCAAGUGAUCGGCCUAACAUGAACAAAGUCAUAGAAAUGCUCGGAGGAGAUGUUGAAUGCCUAAAGAUGCCUAUCAGACCUUUUCUGUAUCCACAGGAGAUGCAUGCAGGUGAUGUUCAAGAAAAUUUGAACUCAAUAGGUCCCAACAGGGAAUUAACAUGGACUUUGUCAGGUAGGUGAUCAUCAAAUUGUUAGAAAAUGCAAUCAUUUAUUGGUUUUUUUUUUUUUUUUUUUUUUUUUUUUUUUAAGG